Messenger RNA from Canariomyces notabilis, 2142 nucleotides. Its product is annotated as WD40 repeat-like protein. The coding region runs from base 1 to 2142 and encodes 713 amino acids. Gene Ontology annotation, cellular component: anaphase-promoting complex. The transcript has 3 exons. Gene Ontology annotation, molecular function: anaphase-promoting complex binding; ubiquitin ligase activator activity; protein binding. Gene Ontology annotation, biological process: anaphase-promoting complex-dependent catabolic process; positive regulation of ubiquitin protein ligase activity; positive regulation of anaphase-promoting complex-dependent catabolic process. The record is from RefSeq and is a predicted model, not a curated record. Lineage: Eukaryota; Fungi; Ascomycota; Sordariomycetes; Sordariales; Chaetomiaceae.
AUGUCCGUCACCUUACCCAUUCGAUCAUCGCGCCCUCGUCCACGCUUGGCGUCAUCAUUCUACUCUGGUAACGGCUCAAGGUUUCAACGGCCAGAUCUUACGGCUGAGUUCACUCGGCUCAGGAUCGGGUCUCUGCGCCGUCCAGAUCGAUUCAUCCCAGCGAGGCCUCGGGAAGCAGAGCUUACCGAGAGAUUCCGGACUGGCAAAGCGGCCCAUGAGUUGACAGCAUUUGAAAAGCUUCUCCGCAACAACAUGGCAACAGAAGACCCGUUUCGUUACCGCCGGAGGGCGGUGUUACCAAUGUCUGCCCAACUUCGGCUGCAGUCUCGCUCCGAAGCUACGGGCAGCCGGAAUCGAGUUGGUAGCGUACUUGGGGCUCUGGACCAAAACAGUAUUGAUAAUAUCGACAAUCAGCCCAGCGACGGUACCAUCUGGACCGUCGGUGUUGCCCCCCAUGCUGGAACCGCUGUUAAUGACGGCAGAGGGCAGUUGGUCUCGAGUGGGACCAAUGCUCGACUUUUCCGGAGUACGUUCCCAACAGCAAAGAGAAAAGCCGAGGAAGAAUUGGAAAAGCAUGGGGCCCGCCUUGCAGCGGCUCUGAGGUUAGACCGCUCGCAGCGAGUCCUCGAGGUAAAUGUGACGCCCUAUCGCGACGGGAUCAAUAAGAAGAUGCAUGACAUCGUUUCCACGCAAUGGAACGGGACGGAGUGGGUAAACGAAGGGACAGCACCCACGCCGUCGAAGUCUUCUGGAAAUCGGAUAUUGCCCCUUGCCCCAUUCAAAGUUCUCGAUGCUCCUAACUUACGAGAUGACUUCUACUGCUCGGUCCUCGCCUAUUCACCCACGUGUCAGACGCUAGCUGUUGGACUAGGUGACUUUGUUUACGGAUGGUCAGAGAGCAGAGGUGUGCAGCUACUUAACGCUGGUAGAGACUCCGAUUCACAUUUAACAAGCCUUUCUUUCUCUUCAUCUGAGGGGUGCAAGGCCAUCUUAGCCUUCGGAAGGACCGACAGAACGCUAACUCUGAUGUCGCUCUACGAUGACCCGGACCCAGAAGGCUCCAGCCCCGGCCCGUUACCGCGAUUCAAGGCAAUUCAGCCUUGCCCUGUUACUUGUCUCAGCUGGAAACCUGUGUGCACGCUCCGUCCCUCUAAAAGCCGGUUUCACCCAGAUACUCUUGUGAAGAACGAAGAUCUCCUCGUGGGAGAUGAGGCUGGCCAUGUCUACUACUACGCUGUUGAGUGGCCGGAGAGAUGGGAGGUAGCGCGACACAACUGGUCUGGACAGAUGACUCUGAUGGCACGCAUUGCAAUUCAUACCCAGCACAUAUGUGGUCUGGCUUGGUCACGCAACGGCGAGCUCUUUUGUACAGGAGGGAACGACAACCUCUGCUGUCUUUUUGAGACGGAUAAGCUUGGCGAAUCUAGCCUCAAUAAUCAAUCCUCAAACGGGGAGCUCCAGGGUGAAAGGUCAAGACCGACGCAGCCGAGAGUAAGAAGCGAGGGCUCAGAAGCCGGGACGCAAAUUCGAACGCUCCAAAACACAGUGUACCCUGCGAGGUUCCAUGGGCCCGGGAGCGAAAAGCACCGGUGGGUUCACGGAGCCGCAGUCAAAGCAAUUGCGUUUUGUCCCUGGCAAGAGAGUCUGGUGGCUACAGGAGGAGGAUCCAAUGACAAAUGCAUUCAUUUCUUCCACGCCACAUCUGGUGCAGCGCUGGCAACCAUCUCAGUCUCUGCCCAGGUGACCAGCUUGAUCUGGUCGACGACUCGACGCGAGAUCGUGGCCACGUUUGGCUAUGCGCAGCCCGAACAUCCCAUCCGAAUCGCAGUGUUCUCGUGGCCAGAUUGCUGCCAGGUUGCCGCAAUACCCUGGGCUGGGGAGCACCGAGCGCUCUAUGCGAUAGCAUAUCCCAACGGGCCUGGAGAAAGAAGCCCAUCUGAGAAGGGCAAUAGGGCGCGGAACCGUGGCCGCCCUGCAAUGGGAGGCUGCAUUAUGGUUGCAUCGAGCGAUAAGAGCGUCAAGUUCCAUGAGGUCUGGGCGGCAGACAAAAAGGCAACCGGCGGCGGGGUCGGCAUACUCGGCGGCAGCGACAUCCUGGAAUGUCUGGAGGGCAUCGACAAGGAUGGUGGUGUUAUCCGCUAA